This is a messenger RNA of Pungitius pungitius (ninespine stickleback), 1492 nucleotides long. RefSeq names its product annexin A5b (gene anxa5b). Gene Ontology annotation, cellular component: sarcolemma; cytoplasm. The coding region runs from base 199 to 1152 and encodes 317 amino acids. Gene Ontology annotation, molecular function: calcium ion binding; calcium-dependent phospholipid binding. The transcript has 13 exons. Gene Ontology annotation, biological process: negative regulation of coagulation. The record is from RefSeq and is a predicted model, not a curated record. Lineage: Eukaryota; Metazoa; Chordata; Actinopteri; Perciformes; Gasterosteidae.
UGCACCGGGGUGUGGCCUGUGCACGCGCAUCCACACGGUCACGCGCCAAGAGUUUUAUCGGAGUGGGAUUCCGCCUCUUCUCUUCCUUUCCUCUCUUCUCCAGCGGGCGGUUGUAUUUCUCCGCUCCAUCUGACGGCUGUUACUCAGCGAUCUUCUUCUUCUUCUUCUUCCGCAGAAUAAGUACCCAGGACCGACAACAUGGCCACCAGAGGAACCGUUAAACCAAGCCAGAACUUCAACGCCAGUCAAGAUGCGGAGGCCCUGGAAAAGGCCAUGAAAGGGCUGGGGACCGACGAGGCCGCCAUCCUGCAGUUGGUGGUGGCUCGCAGCAACGCCCAGAGGCAGCAGAUCAAGGUCGCCUACAAGACUCUGUUUGGAAAGGAUCUGGUAGAUACCCUGAAGGGGGAGCUGGGCGGUAAAUUCGAGACCCUGAUCGUGGGGCUGAUGACCGCGCCCCUCGCUUACGACGUGUCGGCGCUCCGCCACGCCAUCAAGGGAGCAGGAACCGACGAGAAGGUCCUCGUGGAGAUCCUGGCCUCCAGGACACCUCAGCAGGUGAAGGAGAUCGUUGCUGCUUAUAGAAAAGAGUAUGAUGUCGACCUGGAGGAAGAUAUAUCUGGUGACACUUCGGGUCACUUCAAGAGACUCCUGGUUAUUCUGCUGCAGGGGAACAGGCAGAGUGGCGUCCAGGCGGCAAACGUCGAGACCGACGCUCAGGUCCUCUUCAAGGCCGGAGAGCAGAAGUUCGGCACUGACGAGCAAACGUUUGUCACCAUCCUGGGAAACCGGAGUGCGGAGCAUCUCAGGAAAGUGUUUGAUGCCUACAUGAAGUUGGCCGGAUUCGAGAUGGAGGAGAGCAUCAAGAGGGAGACAUCCGGAGGCCUGAGGGACCUGCUUCUGGCUGUCGUGAAGUGUGCCAGGAGCGUUCCAGCCUAUUUUGCUGAGACUCUGUACCGUGCAAUGAAGGGGGCAGGAUCCGAUGAUAACACCCUGAUCAGAGUGAUGGUGACUCGCAGUGAGGUGGACCUGUUGGACAUCAGAACCGAGUUCAGGAAAUUGUUUGCCUGCUCCCUGUUUUCCAUGAUCAAGGGAGACACCGGCGGCGACUACCGAAAGGCCCUGCUUUUGCUCUGCGGUGGCGAUGAUGCGUAACCCGGGCAACAAGCAAUAAAACAGACAGCACACCUGAGGUGCCUCGUGUCCGAGUCGGCCUUUUUCUGUUUUUGGCCGUCGGCUCAACGAAACCAGAAGCUAACACACAAUGUCCAAAACAAUAAAAGGUUCUUGUACGUGGGAGACGGCCCUUCAGGCCUUUUUUGAAGUAUGACUCCUAAUAAUCUCUUUCAAUGGUAGCUAACGCUUAAUACAGCUUAAUACAGACUAAUAUCUUCAACAUAAAAAUAUAUAUAUCUUUAAUUUGUAAUACGAAGGAUUGUUUUGUUAGCUCUUUGUAUGUUAAAUGAAUGCAUGAAUAAAUAUUUUAACGGAUGAA